Polyodon spathula (Mississippi paddlefish) is the source of this 2672-nucleotide messenger RNA. Its product is annotated as bMERB domain-containing protein 1-like. Lineage: Eukaryota; Metazoa; Chordata; Actinopteri; Acipenseriformes; Polyodontidae. The record is from RefSeq and is a predicted model, not a curated record. The transcript has 7 exons. The coding region runs from base 512 to 997 and encodes 161 amino acids.
UAAUCAAUGGAGAAGGACAUACGAUCGUCCAAACAGUACGGGUCCUUGGAAUGCACGACACGGAAUGCAGAUUCUGCAAAAGGUCACAGUCAGGUCUGACAAUAGAGAGGUGAAGUCAGUAGGUGGAUAAAAACAUCACGAACACAGACUAAAAAGAGAUCGUUUUGAUACCAUUACACCACACUGCUGCCAUAUCUCCUCUCCAUAUUGGUAUUUUUGGUGCAUUUUUGUGAUUUCUGAAUCACCAGUUAUCAAUAUAGAUUCUGCUUCAUGACUGAGAUCAACCAGAAAAGGGGAGCAACAACAGUUUUUUGCCUUGCUUACCAACUAUUCCAGCACAAGCUGCUUCUGAAGAGACUCCCCAAGGACGAUUUAGCUUCUCCCGUGGGCUUCAGUGUACAAUUCAGUGCCAAUAAACCACCCCAUCUCACGAGGCAAGGCAGAAACAACACCAGAGAAGCAUACAGCGUGCUCAUUAAAGGACAUUAAAACAGAUGAAGACGUUGUUUCAAUGGCAGAUUCAACAAUAACAAUCAAUGACAUAGAAGAGGAACUUUUCAAAAUUGAGAGAAUACGGGACGUCCUGGUCAGGAGAGAGUCUGAGCUCCGAUACAUGAUGGACGAUAUUCAGCUUUGCAAAGAAAUAACACGGCUGAAGAAGGAACUGCAGAAGUUAGUUUCAAUACCAGAUAGAGACAAAUCCAAAGAGGACAAGCUGAAGGAAGAGGAGCUUCUGCAGCAGAUCCACAAGCUGGUGGAGACCAGAGACUUCCUGGUGGACGAUGUGGAGUUUGAAAGGCUGAGGGAAAGAGAAGAAGACAAAGAAAUGGCGGACUUCUUGCAGUCUAAACUGCCUACAAGUUGCAUAAAGAAAUCAAAUCCAAUAAAAGAUAGGAAGUUGACUUCGAGAGCGCAGCAAACCGCAACACCGUUCACCACCAAGACUGGGCUGACCCUGCUGAAAGAAUGCUGUGGCUUCACCUGCUCCAUCAUGUAGAAAACUUCCUCUCAGGGGCCAGUGGAAAGGAUUCUUUCGAUGGAUGGACUAGCACAAAGACUUAGCGUAUAGAAGUGAAGAGUCAUUCUGGGGCGUACUGAACCAGCUGAGAGGACUAGUGAUGCAUCAGGGUUAGAGAGUGUAUGUGCUGUCCAGCUCUGUGUGUGUCUUGUUUUCAUUCUUAAAGAGUUGCUUGGUCUCCAGUUGGCUAGUAUUGGUGCUUCAUCUUCGAUAGAGCAGGGUGGGUCAUCCAGUCUCUGUGCUACCCUUCUAAAAGUUUACCACAGUAAAUUUGCACAGGAACUUUACAGUUUUAUUGUGCUUUUUCAUGGCUAUGCUAUACAGUACAUCUACUGUAAUCUACCAUGGUUUGCCAUGGUGUUUUAAAUUUGCAUUUAACAUACUUUACCUUUGUUUUGUAUAUGCCAUACCUCUGAGUGCUUUACAAUGCUAAUCAAUGCUUUACCAUACCAUGGAGUUUCCAGACCUUAAAAACGUAACAAAGUAUAACGAAGCACAGUGAAAGCAUGGUGGAGUAUAGGCAAGCAUUGUAAAGCACAGAGAGGUAUAGUAAAGCAUAUUAAAAAACGAGGCAAAACCAGAGGAAACAAUGAGAAAUAAAUAGUAUAACCACAGGAGAAGCACAAAAUUACAGUGCAAAUCCACUGUGCUAAAAUUUAAAGGGGUUCAUUUGACAGUUUCCCCUUUCAACUGGCUCAUUUAAGCUAGAACCACUUCAACUGUGUGCUUAUGUCCCACGGUGCCCCCUGCUGUUAAAAUGUCCAGAUUGAAGACAUGUGAAAACACGUGAACUCCCCAACACUCACUAUCAGAACGCAGCCCUCAUACUCAUCCUUCUGAAAUGCUUCAUAAUGUAAGAGCAUGUCCUUGAGUUCUGCCGAGGUUGCGGGCACGAAUUACACAUUGCAUCAGCAGCAACAGCUGUGUUGUUUACGUGAAAUGCAAAAUCUGUCGCUCAUGCUGCUGGUUUCAGUUAGCUUUCCUCCUGUUGCCCGCUACCCCUUGUAGUUGAGAUGUAAAGCUUUGGUGCUAACCUGGUUAAACAAACACACGUAAACCUGAAAAGCAGCAAUGCCGUCUUGCAGCUAAACAAGGAGCGCUGUCCGUCUGAACAGCUCAGAACUCUGACGGUUGCUAGGCUUCGAGUGAACAGUUUGGUUUCCAUAACAACAAGAAGCCAGCAGUGCACAUCUGAGGAUUGUAAGGAGCUUCAGUUUGCUCUCCCGGCACCCAAGUCCAAGCUUGUAACUUGACGAUUUGGGAGGUCAUGGAGUAUUUCUUAUUGGAGCUACUGUAGUGUGCUUCUGUUUAAAACUUCUGAACACCCUUUUAAACAUAGGUGGUCCAUAAUGUUUUAUUAUAGUAGGAAUAAACAGCACAUCUUAGGCAUGUAUGUAUAUUUGUGCACAUAAUACUGAGUGUAUGUAUGUAAAAAACGUGAUCCAAACCUGACCAGCUGCUCCUGUGUAUCAUGUCAUGUUGUGCAAAACUCUUAUAGAAAACAUGUUAACCCCUCCUUCUCUCUCGCUCUCUCACUCCAUUAUUUACAGUACUUAAGAGGCUGUAUUUUUAUUAUUUGCAGAGGAUAAAAAGAUUUUCCGAACAAUAGAUAAUUGCAGUUUGACAGCUCGGUGUGUGUGUGUGUGUGUGUGUG